Molecule: messenger RNA, 1118 nt
Organism: Hevea brasiliensis (rubber tree)
Lineage: Eukaryota; Viridiplantae; Streptophyta; Magnoliopsida; Malpighiales; Euphorbiaceae
Product: probable carbohydrate esterase At4g34215
Exons: 2
Coding region: 135-1055 (306 amino acids)
Source: RefSeq, a predicted model, not a curated record
AAAAAAAAAGAAUGUGGAGAGCAUAACAACUUUGCUUUCAAAUUAGGCUGAGAUUGGAGAAAGAGAAAGCUAGGAAGGGGACCCUCAAUUUUGUGACAUUACACCGCAAAGUGGGAUCCUACUACAGGUCCAAGAUGCUUGCCUUCUUUAUCUUGGCCCUUGUAUCACAAGCAACCCACUUGGUGACGUCUCAACGACUACCCACAAACAUAUUUAUCCUCGCCGGACAGAGCAACAUGGCCGGCCGUGGAGGCGUCAUCAACGACACCAAAACCGGCAACCUCACUUGGGAUGGUAUUGUCCCUCCCCAGUGCCAACCCAACCCAUCAAUUUUCCGGCUAAGUGCCAACCUCACAUGGGUCCUAGCCCACGAACCUCUCCACGCCGACAUUGAUUAUAACAAGACCAAUGGGAUUGGACCGGGGAUGGCAUUUGCUAACACAGUCUUGACCAAGGACCCGACCAUUGGGGCAAUGGGUCUGGUGCCAUGUGCAAUCGGAGGGACAAAUAUAAGUCAGUGGGCGAAAGGAGGUUUCCUUUACGACCAGUUGGUGCGGAGGACUCGAACAGCCUUGAUCAGCGGUGGUGUUCUUAGAGCAAUGCUUUGGUAUCAAGGGGAGAGUGACACGAUUAAUAAAGAAGAUGCUGAUUCUUACAAGGGGAGAUUAGAUAAGUUUUUCAUGGAAGUCCGGGACGAUCUGCAAUAUCCUAUGCUGCCAAUAAUCCAGGUGGCUCUGGCUUCAGGAGAGGGACCUUUCACGGAGACUAUAAGAAAAGCUCAACUGGGAAUUAACCUUCCUAACGUGCAAUACGUUGACGCCAAGGGACUGCCUCUGGAGCCUGAUAGGCUGCACCUAACUACUUCUGCCCAGGUUCAGCUUGGCCAGAUGUUAGCAGAUGCGUUUCUUCAGUCCCUGCCUACCCCAAUUCGCACUACCACUAAUUCCGCUGCAACACUUUCUUACCAUGCAUUUUAUAGAUCUAUUUUUAUUAUUAUUAUUAUUUUAUCCUAUUUUUUUCAUUGUAGGUCUUUCCCUGCUGUAGUAUUCCUCUAACGCAAAUGCAAUUGUAGUGGGAUAUGAAUUUCAAAGAUGGAUUCUCGAGUUAAUUUCUCUUCA